AUGUCGCCGUCCCCUCAUGGUGAUGGUGGCCACGGCGGAGCCAUGCCAUCAUCCUCCGAUCCCGGACUCGCCAUGGUGAUGGUCUUCCAAAACAUCCAAGCAACCCCUCUCUUUAGCAAUGCCUGGACCCCGCGGUCCGCCGGUGCCUACGCAGGCACUUGCAUCUUCCUCCUCCUCCUCGCUGUGCUGUUCCGCGCGCUGAUUGCGGCCAAAAUCCAACUAGACCGCCGAUGGGCCGCCGUGGCAUAUUCUCGUCGAUAUGUCGUUGUUGCCGGCCAAACCCCGGAAGCAGAACGUAUACAAAACGACCCCAACGCGUCCACGGCCAAUCUGGUUACGUCUAAUGGUGUCGAGGAGAAAGUGAAGGUUAUCAGACGGCCGCUGAACCGUACACCGCCCUUCAGGUUCAGUGAUGAUUUACCACGGGCUGCUUUGGUGAUGGUUAUUGCUGGUGUAGGAUAUUUGCUCAUGUUGGCUGUAAUGACGAUGAAUAUUGGCUAUUUCAUGUCUAUUCUUGCUGGUGUAUUCGUUGGUGACCUUGCUGUUGGCCGAUUCGGCAGUUCAGAAACCCAUUGA
Histoplasma mississippiense is the source of this 576-nucleotide messenger RNA. RefSeq lists its product with no specific name. Lineage: Eukaryota; Fungi; Ascomycota; Eurotiomycetes; Onygenales; Ajellomycetaceae. Gene Ontology annotation, biological process: copper ion transmembrane transport; intracellular copper ion homeostasis. Gene Ontology annotation, molecular function: copper ion transmembrane transporter activity. The record is from RefSeq and is a predicted model, not a curated record. The transcript has 2 exons. Gene Ontology annotation, cellular component: plasma membrane. Bases 1 to 576 code for a protein of 191 amino acids.